CACCGUCCGACCGACCGCGUGCUGGUGUGUCGCUACAGUCAUGUAAUGGGGUCGUUUCGCGACGUAUUUUAGGGGUGUUUUGUAAAUAUUUAUUUAAAUAAUUUGUCAGAAGGAACCACAGCUCAAGUGAAGAGUGCAGGGGAGUUGGAGAGUGAGUGGAUACCAGUCUCAUUGCCAGCUGGCUAAAUAUUUUCUGGUACUGACUUGCUGGCGAACUGGACCAAUGAUGGAAUUACAAACGUUGCAGGAGGCCCUGAAAGUGGAAAUACAAAUCCAUCAGAAACUUGUUGCACAAAUGAAGCAGGACCCACAGAAUGCUGAUCUGAAGAAGCAGCUUCAUGAACUUCAGGCCAAGAUCACUGCUCUGAGUGAAAAACAGAAAAAGGUGGUGGAACAGCUGAGAAAGGAGCUGUUGGUGAAGCAGGAGCCAGAGCUGAAGCUGCAGACGGUGCAGGCAGACGGCAAAGCCAUGAUACUCUCACCAUCCUGUCUGCCUCAGCAGCAGCCCACGUUGCCUCCUCACAACAAGGCCGCUCCACAGAAGACUCUGCAAGUCACACCGGUCAUCACCACGAAGACUCUACCUCUGGUACUGAAAGCUGCCGCCUCCACCAUGCCUGCAUCCGUGACAACGCCACGCCCCACUGUUGCCAUGGUCACUGCCAUCAGCAAUAUCCCCAGGCCUGCCUUGACCUCUGAUUCUCGCAAUGCACCAGUGAACCUUCAGAUGUCCAGCAAACUGAGCAGUAAGGACACAGAGGCUGCGUCACGAGUCGUGCCGAAGAACGUUAUCGUUGUGCAGGCCAGCACCACCUCGGCUCAGCCUAUCAAAGUUCCCCAGUUUGUCCCUCCUCCUAGACUGACGCCUCGACCCACCUUUCUGCCACAGGUUCGCCCGAAACCUGCCACUCACAACAAUGUGCCCAUCGCCCCUGCUCCUCCUCCCCCGAUGAUGGCUGCUCCACAACUGCUCCAGAGACCGGUCAUGCUCACUACCAAGUUAACGUCAGGGCUACACACCUCGACAAGCCCCAUCCACCAAGUGCGCAUUGUUAACGGCCAGCCAUGCGCCAUCCCCAAAACCAUCCCUUCUACAGGAACCAGCACAAGUCAUGUGACGGGCAUCGUCAUCGGGGGCCCGAUGCAGACGCUGCAGAUCAGCAGCUUAAACGCAGACAUAAAGACUGUGAAAUCUCAGGGGGCUUCAGAGCAGGUGCUCACAAGCUCCCCUUCGUCAGCGUCUCCUCCUCUUUCUCCACCUAAAGUUAAACGAGAGGAAAAUCCACAGAAACUUGCCUUCAUGGUGUCUCUUGGGUUGGUCACACAUGAUCAUUUAGAAGAGAUUCAGAGUCGAAGGCAGGAACGGAAAAGGAGAACGACAGCCAAUCCUGUGUACAGCGGAGCAGUAUUUGAGCCAGAGAGGAAAAAGAGUGCUGUCACCUAUCUGAACACUCCUCUCCAUCAAGGAACAAGGAAGAGAGGUCGCCCACCCAAAUACAGCAGCAGUGCACCAGGGCCAGAGCUGGGCUGCCACCCCCUGCUCUCCCCAUCCAGCAGUCACCCCGCCUCCCCAGCCGCCGAGCGGCCUGAACUCGGGGGCUUCCCCCUCCCCGUCCACCCCCACUCUCUCCCUCAGCCCAGCCCCAGCUCCGGGGAUGGAGACAUCCAUGAGGAUUUCUGCACUGUGUGCAGACGUAGUGGCCAGUUGCUCAUGUGCGACACAUGCUCACGCGUCUACCACCUCGACUGCCUGGACCCGCCCCUCAAAAAUAUUCCUAAAGGCAUGUGGAUCUGUCCCAAAUGUAAAGACCAGAUACUGAAAAAAGAGGAGGCCAUUCCCUGGCCAGGGACCCUGGCGAUUGUACAUUCCUACAUUGCGUAUAAAGAAGCAAAAGAAGAAGAAAAGCAGAAAUUAAUGAAGUGGAGUACCAAGCUCAAACUAGAGCGAGAGCAACUGGAACAAAGAGUCAAGCAGCUCAGCAACUCUAUAACAAAAUGCAUGGAGACCAAGAACAGCAUCCUGGCUCGGCAGAAGGAAAUGCAGGCCUCACUGGAGAAAGUGAAACACUUGGUGCGCCUCAUACACAGCUUUAACCUUUCUCAGACUGUAGAGAUUGGUGCAAACCAGGAGGACAACCCUGAAGACAAGACUGAUGGCUGCCAAGAGCCCAAGGCUGCAGUUCAUUCAUGCGCCAAGCCAUCAGCUUCUGAGCAGAACCCUGCCCAAGUUGCUGCGCAGGUCCCUGCUGCUGGUAUGGUCCCUAAGGUGCAGGCUGAGCCUGAGGUGGGAGAGAUGGCCGACUCGGCCGCCGCUGUCACUCCUGAGACAGAGCCGAAAGAAUCGGGAAUCACGCAGGCCAGUAACACGGCAGUCAGAGACGAAGGGAAGCCAACAGAAGUUACAGAGGUCAAAGAGAAUGGCGGAACGGACUCUCAGUGCUCUGAAGAGGUGGGAGAGAGUCCUGAGACUAUAACAAACUCUGAAAACACAACUCCCAAUGCCAGCAACAGCGAAGAUGAAGUCAAGAUGGACAUCGAGGAUCAGGACCAUGGCAAGAACAGUGGAAAAAUCUCACAACAGCUUUUGCCAGUGGCUCUCAACAGCGUGGACAUCUCCAAAUGAGUCUUAUCCCAGUUGGCUCAACUAAGUAUACCUCUCCUUCACCCAAACAUUUAAAAACACCCAAACUUUUAUUGCAUCCAGCACCGGUGCACCAAGUUGCCAAUCUAUAUAUAUUAUACAUAUAUAUGUGCAUUUUAACUACAUUUUUUUCCAAGGUGUAUGAGUGUGAGACUGUCAACAGUGCUUCUGCAUCCAAGGUGAAUUAGUCAUGGUUCUCAUCAACGAAUACGCCCAACAAAAUGUUGUAGAAAGGUGCUUAUGACGCAGUGUCAUAUCAAUUAGCGGACUGUUUUAAAAUGUAAAAGAAAACAUGACCGAAUUGAAUUGCUAUUGAAGGAGGAGGAUAACUGAAUAUAUUUCAUCACACCAGUGUGUGCCUGCAACAGUUGCCCUUGAAACUCAUGGGGAUUGUUUUAAGUUGUCUUAGUUUCCUUUUCUCUGGGAAGAGGGUGGCAGGUCACACAUGUCCAAAGACUGCAUGCUCUGUCCACCCUCGUCGUGUCCCCCAGCAAGGACUGAGAGGACCCUUCCUAAACCAAAAGCUUCUUGUUCUGAGCUGGGGACAAAUCGCAUCAGUAUUCGCCAGCGCAAGGAAGCACCAAGGCUUCUGAAGUCACUGGCAUUUGUUAGACUGAAUCAGGACUAUAAAAUGCCGAUCUCUCCAUCCUGUUUUCAUUUCAUACGAGCUGCAGAACGUGAACGAUAUGGCUGAAAGGAAGUCCCAUAUCAAGUGCGCCUCAGACCGAACAUCAGAAGAUGACGUCUAGUGUGUUGUGGCAAGACAAAAUACAACUGCGUCUCUUGAUAACAGCAUCUGACGAGUACGACAAAGAUGCUGUGAUGAAGUGAGUCUUUACUGCAUCCGUGUGUGAAACCGUGCAGGCUCACUGUGUUGACGGGGGAAAGGUGUCCAUGUCUGAGGAGUAUUUUUGUCUUUUUGUUUAUAGCAAAAUGUAUUCAGGUCUUCCUAGUCUUCACACAAAAAUAAGUGCUUUUCUGUUUCCUAAAACAGUCAUUUGCUAUCCGAGGUGUUAAAUUGGCAUCGUUUAUGCAAGGAGCUCUUUGUUGCAAGCAAAAGGGCAUUGCAUAAUGAGUGUUUUAUUUUUUAUUAUUCUAAACUGCCAAAUGUUUGUUUUUUUUUUUUUCCCUCAAAAUCCCAAAUAGAUGUUAACAUAUUUUAUGUCUAGUAAAGAGUACAUACAUUUCCACUGCUUUCUUCCUUUCCCUGAAUCCUCCUGAAUAGUAACCAUACAUACAUAACAAUAAUGCUUCACAAUUUAAGGUCUUAAUCUUGAGGGUUUGAUGUUGGAGCCAGAUUUAGUAAAAAGACAAAGAUGGAAAACCCUGGAUUUAAAGCACAAGCUUAUUCAAAACAACUAAAAACAAAACACCCUGAAAGACUUAAAGCUUAAAACAGCUUUUUAAAAGCUUAUUUGUUAAUUAACGCUUGAUGAUAUUUUUUGUUGUUGUUCUAAGGAUGUGUAAUGAAGAUGUGCUGCUUGCUCACCUGCAGGUGGCGGCAUCUCCUAUCAGACUUUUGUACCAGUUCAUUUUGAGCCUUUCUUUCCACCUUCCCUAGGACCGACACGUCUUGCCCUGUUACCUCUUCUACACACCGACUUCGUCUCUUUCUCUUGCAUUCAUUUGUACGUUGCACUGGGUUUAGUCAUGUCUUCAUUCAUGGUACUACACAGCUGGCACCUCAAACAUGUUUACAUCAUCACCUCUUUCCAAAUUUACAUAUCUUCAUCUGUGCUACGUUGACAGAUCGUUAGUCUAUUACUUAACGAAAAACUUUAUUCAUUAUACCAUGUAAAUUAUAUUGCACAAUUACUGCUGUUUGCAGAGCAGAACAGGCCUCGUGAUUUCAGACUGUUUCUAAGAUGCAACCAAACUAGCAUAGUGUAAGACAGACAAGGUUUUUCUUUUCCGUCGGAAGCAUGCUGCAGUUCUUUUUGCAAGACUGAACACAAAUCAGCUCCAUGCGUUCCUUUACACUUCUGUUCCUCAGCUAGGACUAGCAAACAAGACAACGACUCUACAUAUCUUUUUCUGUUAUGAUUAUAAUCUUAAAUCAGAUAACCUUAAAGGACAUUUUAUGGCCUUGUGAAACCCCUCACUGUCUAGUGCAUCGUGAGAGGGUUUUUUUUUUUUCUUUUUUUUCCCUUAAAACACCUCCAUUCCUUUCUGUACAGGUGCCCUAGAGUGCCUUUAUUCCAUUCUCUUCCGAUAUAGUUUCCGUGUUUAGUUACAGUAUAUUACCACAGCUCUGCUGUUCACGUUCCUUAAAGUAGAAGCACAGCCACAAGAUGUGAUAUCAUUUAUUUUUUUAUUAGUAUUCUAAUUGGUCAAGAGUAAAAUUGGGUGUAAUAAUAACAUGGUGUUAAUUGCGUGAUCGUCUGGUUCUCUCACACCGCCUGUGGUUGACGUAGAUGUUUCACACUCUCCCUUUUAAAACAGAAGCUUAAAGAGCUUAAUGUUCAGGUUAAGGAGUUGCCUUAAAAGGGUUUUUAAAGUUUAAGGGUUUUUUUUUUUUAACACCCAUAACAAUAGUGUAUUUAUCAUAGUAAUUGCACAAGUUAAAAAAUUCUUCUAUUGUGGCAAAAUUAGUGCUUUUGUUUAGUGGUAAAAUCUGACUCGAGUAUGAUCUUUACUUGUUUUUAUUGGCUUAAGUAAUUUUGUGGGGAUAAUAACACGCGAGUACGGACCUUUUUAUUUUAUGCACUUUCAGUAGUGAUACCAUUAGUAUUAAAGGUACACCAAGGAAUAUUUUUAGUCAGUUGGUUAGUAUGCCGUAUAAGAGUAGGACAUAAUCUCUCAAGUUUUUCCACUUCUCACUUCUUCAUAUUCCAUAUUCCCUACUGCUAUGUAGUGUAGAGCCUCUGUGUUGAGGUUCAGUGAGUGUUUUUAUUUUUGUUUGUUUGUUUUUUAAUACCUGGGACUGUUUAUCAUCUGGUUAUUAAGAACUUAAUACAGCAAAUUCUUUUUCUAUUCCAGAUGAAGAUCAUCAGGUAUUCAAAUUCAGCUUAGGCGUUUGGCAACUUAGGAAUGAUCAAAGAACACCGGCAAGCUCACAGCAAACCCACAGAAAUGCCACCAAUCCGUUCGAUAGCAAACGGCACUUUCUUAUGCAAACAUUUUUUUUAUUUUUUUUAAUAGACAUCUUUUGGCGUCUCUCUUUUAAAUAUGCAUUUAGCUUUGAAUUUAAGUUGUAGGACUUUUAUGCAGAACUAUUUUGUUACUUUUCAUUUACCGUUGCUGACAGCGAGAUUUAAAACAAAGCAAAACAAAGUAAGCGGUACACGCGUUCUGAGCGUCUCAUAAAACGCCAUGUUUAUUGAUGAACAAAUAGACUUCUGCUUGUGGCAUUUCUGGGAUCUCUGGCACACGAUUAAGUCAAACACUGUAAGGGUUACAUGCAGGAGUAAUCAGAAUGCCUCCGACCUUGUCAUUUGUACUAAUGUGGAGUGUUUCAUCUCAUCUCAUGAUCGGUGGACUAUAUAAUUUUUUUUAAUGACUUUCAUAUACGUACCAUGCUGAAUUAUAGGUUUUGGGGGGUUUUUUUGUUUUGUUUUUUUGCAAGGGGGGAGAUGGUGAGUGAAGAAAAUGUCUUGCUGGCCUAAAGUUGUAGUGUAACAGACCCAAGUUCACGUUCUGUAAUCAGAAUACCCAAAGAGACUGCAAAUGUGCAUUUUGCUACAAGGAAGCCUUUUUAUGUUAUGAAUACAUAUCACGUCUCUUCUGUCUGACAGCUUACACCAUUAUAUUGUUCAUUUUUGUAGACCUUUGGAUCGCAUUAGUCAUUCUUCUGUGCACUGUAAUAAUCUAGGGUUUACAAUAUGAGAGAAUGGGGACUACGUUUAAUGCAUACAUGGGAACAUUUUAAUUACGGAUUCAUUCCAGCUGUACAUCUCAUUAACCUGCUAGAUUUUAGAUCCUCCAUAUUCACACGUUAGUUUUAAGUUUGUUUUUUAUUCUCAGUCAUGAAUGUGGCCUUCUAGUAUUGUUGAUGCAUUUCAUUAUACAGUAACUUCCCUGGUAUUGUUCACCUCGUGUGUGUGUGUGUGUGUGUGUGUGUGUGUGUGUGUGUGUGAACGACUGAGCGUAUGUGUGUGUCUUUUACCUCAUCUGCAGUCAGCUCUUAAAUUGGAGUACUUUUGUUUACGCGUGCAAAAAAAAAAAAAGAAAGAAAAAUGAAAAGAAAAAAAAUCUUCCACUAAAGAAACACAAGAUGCAUUGUAGCGAUUUGAGUAAUUACGAAACGUUCACCCGGUGUGCUGAACUAUGUGUAAAUUGUUUAUUACACAAUAUAAAUAUUUGUAAAAUUGUUUGUAUUUUUCAUAAUGGUUUUAAAAAGGAGUGUGUUUAUUUUUAUGAAUUCUUUCUGUUACAGAACUCUUGCUUUGUCUUUUUCGCCUGACAUUGUGAGUGAAUUGGUUGGUUCUCUUACCUCUCUCAUGUAUUUGAGCCUGUGCUGAGUUGUUUGUAUGCAGUGUUUAGAAAUACUGUAGGGAACGUGAGACAAAAUUGAUAUUAGGAGCAAUUGAUCAAUUUGUAUUUAUUUAUUUUAUCAUUUUGUUAAUAAAUUUACCAAGAAACUUGGUCUGCA
This is a messenger RNA of Tachysurus vachellii, 7232 nucleotides long. It is a transcript of the gene phf21ab, whose product is annotated as PHD finger protein 21Ab. NCBI's taxonomy places the organism in Eukaryota, Metazoa, Chordata, Actinopteri, Siluriformes, Bagridae. Gene Ontology annotation, biological process: negative regulation of transcription by RNA polymerase II. Gene Ontology annotation, cellular component: histone deacetylase complex. The coding region runs from base 224 to 2623 and encodes 799 amino acids. The transcript has 18 exons. Gene Ontology annotation, molecular function: chromatin binding. The record is from RefSeq and is a predicted model, not a curated record.